ACCAACAAAUCCUCCCCCAAACUAGUAGCUACUCGUACUUGGAGUGCUGAUAAGCAUCAGUAAUCUGCGGAUUCACUUCUUCACAACAGAGAAAACGGCCAAUCGUCACUGGGAGAGAUGACUUCCACUCCCAUUCAUACAUAAUACAUCACCCGCACCAUCGUCAUCCUCGCACCUGCUACGAACUUUGCAUCGGUGAUAUUGCGACCGAGAACCCUCAAUGGCUGGUGAAGAGAGACCUGCGACUUCGAUAAUUGCGACCAAGGGGGCCCCCCUUACAAAAGCCAUGGCUAAUGGAAAGGCUUCGGCUGUUCCACCGAAGUUGAGCGACGACGACCAUGUCGAGAUGGACGAUAUUAUUGCCGACGGUCCUGUCAGUGUCGAGGAGGAUAUAAUGCAGUUGGCACGCCUUGGAGAUGUUCCGGCGAUGGAGAAGCUAUUUCAGGACGGCAAGUUCGACGCCACACAUUGCGAUGAGGAAGGGAUAACGCCCUUGCAUGUACGUGGAUUUUUGUUCUCCCGAAACUCCAUGCUGAUAUUCGUUUAGUGGGCGGCCAUCAAUAACCAGUAUGCCAUGUGCCAAUUCCUUCUGAAGGAGGGAGCCAAUGUCAAUAAAAGGGGGGGAAGUUCGGUCGCUACGCCUGCCAUGUGGGCUGCGCAACGUUGCCAUUACUAUACUGUCCACCUCCUACUUGAACACGGCGCGGAUCCUCUGAUUACAGAUGCUCAAGGCUAUAAUAUUCUCCAUCUAGCCACUUUCGAGGGAAACAUCUUCCUUCUGGUACUGCUACUCCACCAAAACAUCUCCGUUGAUAUUCCAGAUAGCCAUGGACAUACCAGUCUCAUGUGGGCUGCAUACAAAGGAUAUCCUGCCUGCGUGGAUCUGUUUUUGAGAUGGGGGGCAGAUGUACAUGCAGUAGAUGAGACUGGGUUUACUGCCUUACAUUGGGCUCUCGUAAAGGGAUCCCAAGGCUGUAUACAAAAAUUAAUCGAAUAUGGAGCGGAUCGAUUUGCCGAGACCUCGAAUGGAAAAACUCCAGCAAUUACAGCGGAGGAAAUGAAGACAGAGAGGAUAUGGCACCGAGCCUUGAUUGAAUGCGGUUAUAACGAUGAUGCGAUGCCCAGAACACUCGAUUUCCCCGGAAGUUCGUUCUUGAUGAAGGACAAGCGGGCUUUUAUGGCAAAAUUCUUCUUCUUAUUCCCCUUUUUAAUCAUGUUUGUUAUGAUUAUGAUUGCAAGUCAUAUGGUGGUGUUUGCCGGCGUUCCAAUUGCUCUUUUUGCGGGCUAUUCAUUACAAUGGGUUGCACAGAAGGUGAUGGAAUAUGCGCCGACUGAUAUGAGACAUAUGCACAAAACUGUAAGCUUGGUCCGCCCAACUUCUUGGUCACAUUGCUAAUUUAGUAGCCUUGGUUGGCUGGUAUAUUCGCGGGGACCCUGUUUUGGGUAGGGUUGAGAUGGUUGACGACUAUUCUUCCAGGUAAUAUAUCCUUUACUGCUACCGAGAUGUACAAUUAACAGUUUUAGCAACUUACUCGACGUAUCCCAUAAGCAAUCUCAUGUUUUUGACUUCCUAUACAUUAUGUGGAUACUUUUACUUCUGUACAAUGGUUUACGAACCUGGGUUUGUUCCAAAACUCGGUGGUUUAGGUCCUCAAAAGGCUGUAAUUGACGAACUCUUGAGCUUGUGGAAAUUCAAUGAGCAGAACUUCUGCGUCCCAUGCAUGGCUCGACAACCAUUAAGAAGCAAACAUUGCAAGAGAUGUCGCCGAUGUGUUGCCAAGCAUGAUCAGUAAGCUUGACGUUAUAUGUUCUUGUGUAAAACGUGCUGAUUAUUUUUAGCCAUUGUCCUUGGGUUUACAACUGCAUUGGUAUCAACAACCAUCGCCAUUUCUUCCUCUACUUGCUCACUUUGGAGAUUGGUGUUAUUUUCCUCGUGAGGUUAGCACUUGGCUGUAAGUUUCUCUAUGACAGGAUGCUUAAAGAUGACGCUAAUGGUCCCUCAGACUUCACAUUUGUUACCGAUAAAACCAACGGGGAUAAGGAAUGCAACAUACUCUCUCCAGAGUUAUGUCAAGUCGUGAAUGCAGACCCAUAUACACUUGUACUGUGUAUAUGGGCGGCACUACAAUUAACGUGGGUCACCAUGUUGAUGUUCGUCCAACUAGUCCAAAUUUCACGAGCCAUGACAACCUGGGAGAACAUGCGAGGCUCCUCCCACGCUCACGGAAGCAAAGCAUCAGCAGCGAUCACCUCAGCCCUCACAACCGGCACAACCUCCCGAUCGGGCGCCCAAAUCGGUGACACAGGCAUGGGACCUGACCCGGCUCUCCCAUCAACCCACGCCAAUGGGCCAGGACACCAUCACAAAGAAGGCUGUUUCAAGCAGUGGAAGAAGAUCCUCGGCGUUGACACUUUUGUGGAAACCGCUCUAGGGGACAAGACGAAGAGGAGACGUAAUCGCAAUCCCUUCUCGAACGGGUGUAUGGGGAAUUGCAAAGAUUUCUGGUGUGAUCCUGCGCCGAUGUUUGGCCAGAGGGAGAAUGGGACCGCGUUGUUGGCGGGACAGGUAGUGGAUUAUACGGCGAUGUAUGAGACGCCUCGGCUGAUGACGAUGCGGUCGAGGGGGGGUGCGGCGUAUGAGAGUGUGGGGACGGAUGAUUCUGUAUGAUGAUUGUGCUGGGGUUGGCUUUGCUUGUUGGUUGAUUCGUGCGUGUGUGGCAUGGUUUGCGUGUAGUAUAUAUGUUUAUGAAGGAUGGGCUUACUUUUGGGCUUCUUCUUUUUGAUUGGGCGAGGCAUUGGGAAUGCGGGUUGCGGGUUGCGGGUUGUGGAUUGCGGGGUUCUUUCUGAGAUUCCGAGAAAGUUGAGGUGAGGUGAGGUGUGUGUGUUUAUGUAAUGCGUGAUUGAGUAGUUGAUUGGGUGGUUGAAUGGUUGGCUGGUUGAUGGAGCGAGCGAGAGAUAAGAUGAUAGAGAUGAUAUUAUGAAUGAGUGAUUGAUAGAUAUCCUCUUUUCUCUGUCCUUGUUUGGUUGUAUAUACCUUAAUACCUUAUAUCGCUUAUGUAUCGUUUAGGUAGGUUACCUGGUGCUAGGUAAAUUUACUGUAGGACCAUUUUUG
Hymenoscyphus albidus is the source of this 3112-nucleotide messenger RNA. NCBI's taxonomy places the organism in Eukaryota, Fungi, Ascomycota, Leotiomycetes, Helotiales, Helotiaceae. The record is from the annotation of a GenBank genome assembly.